This is a messenger RNA of Penicillium digitatum Pd1, 240 nucleotides long. RefSeq names its product 60S ribosomal protein eL38. Gene Ontology annotation, molecular function: structural constituent of ribosome. NCBI's taxonomy places the organism in Eukaryota, Fungi, Ascomycota, Eurotiomycetes, Eurotiales, Aspergillaceae. Gene Ontology annotation, cellular component: ribosome; cytosolic large ribosomal subunit. The record is from RefSeq and is a predicted model, not a curated record. Gene Ontology annotation, biological process: translation; protein-RNA complex assembly.
AUGCCUGCCGAAGUCUCCGAUAUCAAGCAGUUCAUUGAGAUCUGCCGCCGGAAGGAUGCCUCCUCCGCCCGCAUCAAGAAGAACGGCAAGAACCAGCAGACCAAGUUCAAGGUCCGCUGCCACCGCAACCUUUACACCCUUGUCCUGAAGGACUCCGACAAGGCCGACAAGCUCAAGCAGAGCCUGCCCCCUGCCCUUAAGGUCGUCGAUGUCACCAAGGGAACCAAGAAGACCAACUAA